AUGGCGAGUAAAGAGAUUGAUGUCGACGUUCUAGUCAUCGGCGCAGGCCCUACUGGUUUAGGUGCUGCGAAGCGUCUUCAGCAAACCAAUCAGGUAUCGUGGCUGAUUGUUGAUUCCAAUGAGACCCCAGGUGGUCUCGCAUCUACGGACGUAACACCUGAAGGAUUCUUGUUCGAUGUCGGUGGUCACGUUAUCUUCUCGCAUUACAAGUACUUCGACGACUGCAUUGAUGAAGCUCUACCCAAAGAGUCUGAUUGGUAUACCCACCAGAGGGUCAGUUAUGUCCGCUUCCGAGGCGGAUGGGUACCAUACCCAUUCCAGAACAAUAUCGCCGUUUUAGAUAAGGAGGAGAAAGUAAGGUGUCUAGAAGACCUUAUCGAUGCUGCCCUCGAAUCCCGUGUUCGGUCCCCCUCCGACAAGCCCAAGAACUUUGAUGAGUGGAAUAUUAGGAAUAUAGGGAAUCGUCUAAACGAAAUCUUUAUGCGCCCAUACAACUUCAAAGUUUGGGCCGUGCCUACCACUAAGAUGAACGCAACAUGGGUUGGGGAACGUGUCGCGGCUCCUAAUGUGAAACUACUCACCCGCAAUGUUGUUCUCAACAAGGUAGCUGGAAGUUGGGGCCCGAAUGCUACAUUUCGCUUCCCAGCCAACGGCGGCACAGGUGGGAUUUGGAUUGCAGUAGCAAAGACUCUCAACAAGAAGAACACACGAUUCGGUGCACACGGUACUGUGACUAAAGUAGAUGCUGACGCAAAGAAGGUUUACUUAAAAGAUGGCACGGUAGUCAAGUACAGCUCGCUCGUCUCUACCAUGGCUGUUGAUCAUCUUGCCGAGUCUUUGGGCGAUGUAAAACUUCAGCAGACUCUCAAGCCGCUCUUCUAUUCCUCUACCAACGUAAUUGGUAUCGGAAUCCGUGGUGAACGUCCUUCACGUAUUGGUGACAAAUGCUGGUUGUAUUUUGUUGAGGAUAAUUGCCCAUUCUACCGUGCCACCAUUUUCUCCAAUUACUCUCCCUUCAAUCAGCCGGGCAAGGAUGUUAAGCUUCCAACAAAGCAGCUCGCCAACGGGAAGAAACCUGUGUCGUCAGAUGCACAGUCUGGGCCUUACUGGUCUAUCAUGCUUGAAGUCUCUGAGUCUUCAUACAAGCCCGUCAAACAUGAGACGUUACUGGAGGAUUCUAUUCAGGGGCUCAUUAACACUAAUCUAUUAGAGCCAGAAGAUGAGAUUGUUAGUACGUACGUGCGUCGCUUCGACCACGGGUACCCCACCCCCAGUUUAGAGCGCAACGGCGUCUUAGCAGAAGCUCUUCCGUACCUCCAAAGAAAGGAUAUUCUUUCCAGAGGUCGUUUUGGAGCCUGGAAGUACGAGGUUGGCAACCAAGAUCACAGUUUCAUGCAAGGUGUUGAAGCAGUUGACCACAUUCUCUCGGGAGGUGUUGAACUGACUUUGAAUAAUCCCGACUUUGUCAACUCCCGUGCUAACACGGAGCGUCGCCUUACCAGCCAAAAGUAA
Daldinia childiae is the source of this 1512-nucleotide messenger RNA. RefSeq lists its product as uncharacterized. The coding region runs from base 1 to 1512 and encodes 503 amino acids. The record is from RefSeq and is a predicted model, not a curated record. Gene Ontology annotation, molecular function: oxidoreductase activity. The transcript has 10 exons. NCBI's taxonomy places the organism in Eukaryota, Fungi, Ascomycota, Sordariomycetes, Xylariales, Hypoxylaceae.